Messenger RNA from Hordeum vulgare subsp. vulgare (domesticated barley), 2112 nucleotides. Its product is annotated as aldehyde dehydrogenase family 3 member H1-like. Gene Ontology annotation, cellular component: cytoplasm. Gene Ontology annotation, molecular function: aldehyde dehydrogenase (NAD+) activity. Gene Ontology annotation, biological process: aldehyde metabolic process. The record is from RefSeq and is a predicted model, not a curated record. Bases 425 to 1894 code for a protein of 489 amino acids. Lineage: Eukaryota; Viridiplantae; Streptophyta; Magnoliopsida; Poales; Poaceae. The transcript is spliced from 10 exons.
AUAGGAGCCAACAAAACUCCAUGCCGCCCGCGCCUCGCUGCCUCCUCCGGCCUCCUGCGAUCCUGUCUGCGUCACCCGCAAGAUUCCAACGAGCGCAUAGAUAGCUAGACAUAGUCGAUGGAGAAAAAAAAGUCUAAACAGAUCUCAUCCGCCGGCCGGUGGAGAAAAUAUCAACAGCUUAAUGGAGUAUAUAUCUUUCGUUUAUCUUAUUAAUAUACAGUACAUAAUCUGAUCUUAUUUUCAAACCAACGCAACAAACCAAUCAGGGCGUAUAUAUAGGGAAGGGUCCAAGGUCCAUCUCCAUCUCCAUCUCCAUCUCCAUCCCCGGGUGCACACUUCUCUCCUACCCCCACCAUCCCUCCCCUGUUUCUCGCCUUAUCUCCAUUGCCGCCUGCCGCCACUUCAGCCUGGGCUUGAGCUAGCCAUGGAACCGGAGCGAGCUGUUGUCAUGGAGCCGACGGCGGCGGCGUUGAUGGCGGAGCUGCGGGGCAGCUUCAGGGAGGGCCGGACGCGGCCGGCCGAGUGGCGGACGGCGCAGCUCAGGUCGCUCGUCAGGAUGAUCGAGGAGAAGGAGGACGACAUCAGCGACGCGCUCCACGCCGACCUCGCCAAGCCGCGCAUGGAGGCCUACCUCCACGAGAUAUCGCUAGCGAAAGGGGCCUGUAUGUUUGCCCUGAAGGGGCUCAAGAAUUGGAUGAAGCCUGACAAGGUACCUUCUGCCAUAACUACAUUCCCAUCCACUGCUCAAAUCGUGCCGGAGCCCAUGGGUGUCGUUCUCGUCAUAUCAGCCUGGAACUAUCCUUUCUUGCUAUCUAUCGAGCCCGUCAUUGGAGCAAUUGCUGCUGGGAAUGCUGUUGUGCUCAAGCCAUCGGAAAUUUCGCCAGCGACAUCUUCAUUGUUCGCGAAGCUGCUACCAGAGUACCUUGAUAGAUCAUGUAUAAAAGUUGUGGAGGGAGGUGUCUCUGAAACAAGUGCACUCUUAGAACAAAAAUGGGAUAAGAUCUUCUACACAGGAAAUGGAUAUGUCGCUCGCGUAGUGUUGACAGCAGCUGCAAAGCAUCUAACCCCUGUUGCUCUGGAGCUCGGUGGAAAAUGCCCUGUUAUUGUCGACUCUAACGUCGAUCUGCAUGUUGCUGCUAAGAGGAUUGCUGUUGGUAAAUGGGGAUGUAACAAUGGCCAGGCAUGCAUUGCUCCGGAUUACAUCAUAACGACAAAAGCGUUUGUUACAGAGCUGGUCGACUCUUUGAAAAGAGUCUUGGAAAGGUUCUACGGGGAGGAUCCGUUGCAAUCGGCGGACCUGUCUCGUAUUGUAAAUAUUAGCCAUUUCCACCGAUUAGCAAAGUUGCUAGAUGAUAAGAAAGUCGCCGAAAAGAUUCUGCUCGGUGGCCAGACAGAUAUGGAGCAACUAAAAAUAGCUCCUACGGUGCUGGUAGAUGUUCCUCUUGAUACAGAACUCAUGAAGGGGGAAAUAUUUGGCCCCAUGCUUCCAAUUAUAACGGUCGACAAGAUUGAAGAAGGCAUCACGCACAUCAACGCCGGGGCGAAGCCACUCGCGGCCUACCUCUUCACCAAGGACAAGAAACUGCAACAAGAUUUCGUCUCAAACGUCUCGGCAGGAGGCAUGCUCGUCAACGACGUCGCCCUACACCUGACGAACCCGCAUUUGCCGUUCGGCGGCGUGGGCGACAGCGGCACGGGGUCGUACCACGGCAAGUUCAGCUUCGACUGCUUCACUCACCGGAAGGCGGUGCUGAUCCGCGGGUUUGGCGGCGAGGCGAACGCGAGGUACCCACCCUACACGGCAGAGAAGCAGAGGAUCCUCAGGGGCCUCAUCAAGGGCAGCUUCUUUGCGCUGAUCCUUGCGCUCCUGGGAUUCCCAAGGGAGAAGCGCUAGCUGAGCUGAGCCCCCUCCCUUCUCCAGUACAGCAUAGCAGGAUUAUUCAUGUUCUGCACUGUAAAGUGUUAGUGCGCGAGCGUGUUCAACAGGUGUAAAAUAUGGGACUACUAUCCGAUAUCUGGAUGUAAGUCGAUUUAAUUUCUUACAUAAACAAACCUUGUUUGCCGGUUAAUCCAGCGUGAAGGAUGAAGAGGAUAACGCCCUGCUUGCAAGAA